Balaenoptera musculus (blue whale) is the source of this 8844-nucleotide messenger RNA. It is a transcript of the gene TTC28, whose product is annotated as tetratricopeptide repeat domain 28. The record is from RefSeq and is a predicted model, not a curated record. Lineage: Eukaryota; Metazoa; Chordata; Mammalia; Artiodactyla; Balaenopteridae. The transcript has 22 exons. Gene Ontology annotation, molecular function: protein binding. The coding region runs from base 78 to 7496 and encodes 2472 amino acids.
UGGCGCGCGGGGCCGGCGCGCGCUCGUAGCUGGCGGGACCGUUAGCUCGAGGCGGACGCGGCCCGGGCCCCGCGGAGAUGGAGCAGUCGCCGCCGCCGGCGCUCGAGCCCACCCCGGGGUCGACCCCGGCACGGAGCCGUAGGCGGCGGGAGCCCGAGUCACCGCCGGCGCCGCCUCCGAUUCCUCUCUUUGGUGCUAAGACUGUUGGCCGGAGAAGUCCUGAUGGACCAGUGCUGAGCAAAGCUGAAUUUGUUGAGAAAGUUCGUCAGAGUAAUCAGGCCUGUCAUGAUGGAGAUUUCCACACAGCUAUUGUUCUGUACAAUGAAGCCCUAGCUGUUGACCCUCAGAACUGCAUCUUAUACAGCAAUAGAUCUGCAGCCUAUAUGAAAAUCCAGCAGUAUGACAAGGCUCUGGACGAUGCAAUCAAAGCCCGACUUCUCAAUCCCAAAUGGCCAAAGGCAUACUUCCGACAGGGUGUUGCCCUCCAGUACCUUGGACGUCAUGCCGAUGCCCUGGCAGCCUUUGCAUCUGGGCUGGCUCAGGACCCCAAGAGUCUCCAGCUUCUGGUGGGGAUGGUAGAAGCAGCCAUGAAAUCUCCCAUGAGAGACUCCCUCGAGCCCACUUAUCAACAACUUCAGAAAAUGAAACUGGACAAGAGUCCCUUUGUGGUCGUGUCUGUGGUUGGGCAAGAACUCCUGACAGCUGGCCAUCAUGGGGCCUCUGUGGUUGUCUUAGAAGCCGCUCUGAAGAUUGGCACCUGCAGCCUCAAACUAAGAGGUUCCGUUUUCUCUGCGCUGAGCAGUGCUUACUGGUCUCUCGGAAACACAGAGAAGAGCACUGGAUACAUGCAGCAGGACUUGGAUGUAGCCAAGACCUUAGGUGACCAGACAGGAGAAUGCCGAGCUCAUGGGAAUCUGGGCUCUGCAUUCUUCUCCAAAGGAAAUUACCGGGAGGCUCUCACUAACCACAGGCAUCAGUUGGUGCUUGCCAUGAAACUCAAGGAUCGAGAGGCAGCUUCAUCAGCCCUGAGCAGUCUGGGCCACGUGUACACAGCCAUUGGAGACUACCCCAAUGCACUGGCCAGUCACAAACAGUGUGUUCUUCUCGCCAAGCAAUCCAAAGAUGAGCUUUCUGAAGCCCGAGAACUCGGCAACAUGGGAGCUGUGUAUAUUGCCAUGGGUGAUUUUGAGAAUGCUGUGCAGUGCCAUGAGCAGCAUCUGAAGAUAGCCAAGGACCUGGGCAACAAGCGAGAAGAGGCCCGCGCCUACAGCAAUCUGGGCAGUGCCUACCACUACAGGAGGAACUUUGACAAGGCCAUGUCUUACCACAACUACGUGCUGGAGCUGGCUCAGGAGUUGAUGGAGAAGGCCAUUGAGAUGCGGGCCUAUGCUGGCCUGGGCCAUGCUGCCAGGUGCAUGCAGGAUUUGGAGAGGGCUAAACAGUACCAUGAGCAGCAGCUGGGCAUCGCUGAGGAUCUCAAGGACCGGGCUGCAGAGGGGCGAGCGUCCUCCAAUCUGGGAAUCAUACACCAGAUGAAAGGUGAUUAUGAUACUGCACUGAAACUCCACAAGACCCACCUGUGCAUCGCCCAGGAGCUGAGUGAUUACGCCGCCCAGGGCCGUGCCUACGGGAAUAUGGGCAAUGCCUACAAUGCUCUGGGCAUGUACGACCAGGCUGUCAAGUACCACCGGCAGGAGCUGCAGAUCUCCAUGGAAGUGAAUGACCGUGCCUCGCAGGCAUCCACACACGGGAACCUUGCUGUGGCCUACCAGGCCCUGGGUGCCCACGACCGGGCCCUGCAGCACUAUCAGAACCACCUGAACAUUGCUCGGGAGCUGCGUGACAUCCAGAGCGAGGCCCGGGCCCUCAGCAACCUGGGCAACUUCCACUGCUCUCGAGGGGAGUACGUCCAGGCCGCCCCCUAUUACGAACAGUACCUCCGGCUUGCUCCCGAGCUUCAAGACAUGGAAGGAGAAGGGAAGGUCUGCCACAAUCUUGGCUAUGCCCAUUACUGCCUUGGAAAUUACCAGGAGGCGGUGAAGUACUAUGAGCAGGAUCUGGCCCUGGCCAAAGACCUUCAUGACAAAUUGAGCCAAGCAAAAGCCUACUGCAACUUGGGCUUAGCAUUCAAGGCUCUGCUGAAUUUUAACAAAGCCGAAGAGUGUCAGAAGUACCUACUGUCCCUAGCCCAGUCCCUGAAUAAUUCCCAGGCUAAAUUUCGAGCCCUGGGGAACCUGGGCGAUAUAUUCAUCUGUAAAAAAGAUAUCAGUGGUGCAAUAAAAUUCUAUGAGCAGCAGCUGGGCUUGGCUCACCAUGUAAAGGACAGAAGACUGGAGGCCAGUGCAUAUGCAGCCCUGGGCACUGCAUACCGAAUGAUCCAGAAACACGACAAGGCCUUGGGUUAUCACACGCAGGAACUGGAGGUAUAUCAGGAGCUGAGCGACUUGCCGGGAGAGUGCAGAGCUCAUGGGCACCUGGCAGCCGUCUACAUGGCCCUUGGGAAAUACACGAUGGCAUUCAAGUGUUAUGAAGAGCAGCUAGAUCUAGGGCAGAAGCUGAAAGAUCCGAGUCUAGAAGCUCAGGUCUAUGGCAACAUGGGCAUCACAAAGAUGAACAUGAAUGUGAUGGAAGAAGCCAUUGGCUACUUCGAGCAGCAGCUGGCCAUGCUGCAGCAGCUGAGUGGAAACGAGUCUGUGCUCGACAGGGGCCGGGCCUAUGGCAACCUGGGGGAUUGCUACGAGGCCCUGGGUGACUAUGAGGAAGCUGUAAAGUACUAUGAACAAUAUUUAUCUGUUGCCCAGAGUCUAAAUCGCAUGCAAGACCAAGCCAAGGCUUACCGAGGCCUGGGAAAUGGACACAGGGCAAUGGGGAGCUUGCAGCAAGCCCUUGUGUGCUUUGAAAAGAGGCUCGUGGUUGCCCAUGAGCUCGGGGAGGCCUUUAAUAAAGCCCAGGCCUAUGGAGAGCUGGGAAGUCUGCACAGCCAAUUAGGGAAUUACGAACAAGCCAUUUCCUGCCUUGAACGCCAGCUGAACAUUGCUAGAGAGAUGAAAGACCGAGCUCUGGAAAGUGAUGCCGCCUGUGGCCUGGGGGGCGUUUACCAGCAGAUGGGGGAAUACGAUACAGCCCUGCAGUACCACCAGCUGGAUCUGCAGAUAGCAGAGGAAACCAACAACCCCACGUGCCAGGGCCGGGCCUAUGGGAACCUGGGCCUGACCUACGAGUCCCUGGGCACCUUUGAGAGGGCCGUGGUCUAUCAAGAACAGCACUUGAGCAUCGCUGCACAGAUGAACGACUUGGUGGCCAAGACGGUGUCUUAUAGUAGCCUUGGAAGGACCCAUCAUGCUUUGCAGAACUAUUCCCAGGCAGUCAUGUACUUGCAGGAAGGUUUAAGGUUAGCAGAGCAGCUGGGCCGAAGAGAAGAUGAAGCCAAAAUUCGCCAUGGUCUUGGCCUCUCCCUUUGGGCGAGUGGGAACCUGGAGGAAGCCCAACAUCAGCUCUAUAGAGCAUCAGCCUUGUUUGAAACGAUCCGACACGAGGUGCAGCUGAGCACGGACUACAAGCUCUCCCUCUUUGACCUGCAGACAUCCUCCUACCAGGCCUUGCAGCGAGUGCUCGUCAGCCUCGGCCAUCAUGAUGAAGCCCUGGCCGUGGCAGAAAGAGGACGGACAAGGGCGUUUGCAGAUCUCCUGGUAGAACGGCAGACAGGACAGCAGGACGCCGACCCCUACUCCCCAGUCACUAUUGAUCAGAUCUUAGAGAUGGUUAAUGGCCAGAGGGGACUAGUGCUUUACUAUUCCCUGGCUGCGGGCUACCUGUACAGCUGGCUGCUUGCUCCUGGGGCAGGGAUUCUGAAGUUUCACGAACACUACCUGGGAGACAACACGGUGGAAAACUCCAGUGACUUCCAGGCUGGCAGCAGCGCAGCCCUUCCGACAGCCACCAGCUCGGCCCUAGAGCAGCACAUCGCCAGCGUCCGGGAGGCCCUGGGUGUGGAGUCUUAUUACUCAAGGGCCUGUGCCAGCAGUGAGACAGAGAGUGAAGCCGGAGACAUCAUGGACCAGCAGUUUGAGGAGAUGAACAACAGGCUCAACUCGGUCACCGACCCCACUGGCUUUCUUCGGAUGGUUCGCCGCAACAACCUCUUUAACAGGAGCUGCCAGAGCACGACCAGCCUGGUCGGCAACACCACGUCACCCGUCAAGGACGGGACCUCCUCUCUUCCCAGGAGGCAGAGCUCGUUCGCCAGGCCGCCGCUCCGCGCUCUGUACGACCUGCUCGUGGCACCCAUGGAAGGGGGCCUGAUGCACUCCAGCGGCCCUGUGGGCCGGCACCGGCAGCUGGUCCUGGUCCUGGAGGGGGAGCUCUACCUCAUCCCGUUCGCCCUCCUGAAGGGAAGCUCCUCCAAUGAGUACCUGUACGAGCGCUUCGCCCUCAUCGCCGUCCCUUCCAUCCGCUCCCUCGGUCCUCAGGCCAAGUCUCACCUGCGGAAGAACCCUCCCGCCUACUCCAGCUCCACGUCCAUGGCGGCUGUGGUUGGCAACCCCAAGCUCCCAUCGGCGGUGAUGGACAGGUGGCUGUGGGGCCCGAUGCCGUCAGCCGAGGAGGAGGCCUACAUGGUGUCCGAGCUGCUGGGCUGCCAGCCGCUGGUGGGCAGCGUGGCCACCAAAGAGCGGGUCAUGAGCGCCCUGACCCAGGCCGAGUGCGUCCACUUUGCCACCCACAUCUCUUGGAAACUGUCGGCCUUGGUCCUCACGCCCAGUGUGGAAGGCACCCCCGCUGGCAGCAAGAGCUCCUUCGGCCACCCCUACACCAUCCCUGAGUCCCUGCGGGUGCAGGAUGACACCAGCGAUGGCGAGAGCAUCUCAGACUGCCCGCCGCUGCAGGAGCUGCUGCUCACGGCUGCCGACGUCCUGGACCUGCGGCUGCCUGUGAAGCUGGUGGUCCUCGGCUCCUCCCAGGAGUCCAACAGCAAGGUCACAGCCGACGGGGUCAUCGCGCUGACGCGGGCCUUCCUGGCGGCCGGCGCACAGUGUGUCCUCGUGUCUCUGUGGCCUGUGCCCGUGGCUGCUUCCAAGAUGUUCCUGCACGCCUUGUACUCGUCCCUGCUGAAUGGCCUGAAGGCCAGUGCGGCCCUGGGCGAGGCCAUGAAGGUGGUGCAGAGCAGCAAGGCCUUCUCACACCCCUCCAACUGGGCAGGGUUCUUGCUCAUCGGGAGCGAUGUGAAGCUCAACAGUCCCUCCUCGCUCAUCGGCCAGGCCCUCACCGAGAUCCUCCAGCACCCAGAGCGGGCGCGGGAUGCCCUGCGAGUGCUGCUGCACCUGGUGGAGAAGUCCCUGCAGCGCAUUCAGAACGGGCAGCGCAACGCCAUGUACACAUCCCAGCAGAGCGUGGAGAACAAAGUGGGCGGCAUCCCUGGCUGGCAGGCCCUCCUCACCGCUGUGGGCUUCCGGCUGGACCCCCCCGCCAGCGGCCUGCCGGCAGCUGUCUUCUUCCCAACCUCCGACCCAGGCGACCGACUCCAGCAGUGCAGCAGCACCAUCCAGUCCCUGCUGGGUCUGCCCAACCCUGCCCUCCAAGCCCUCUGCAAGCUCAUCACUGCCUCAGAGACGGGCGAGCAGCUCAUCAGCCGGCUCCACCAGGUGCUGGUCCAGCUGCAGGCCGGCGAGAAGGAACAGGACUUCACAUCAGCCCCCAUUCAGGUCUCCAUCAGCGUCCAGCUGUGGCGGCUCCCGGGAUGUCACGAAUUCCUGGCGGCUCUAGGUUUUGAUCUCUGUGAGGUUGGUCAGGAGGAAGUAAUCCUGAAAACCGGGAAACAAGCCAACCGACGGACCAUGCACUUUGCGCUCCAAGCCCUGCUCGCACUCUUCGAUUCCACUGAGCUGCCCAAGCGCCUCAGCCUUGACAGCUCGUCCUCCCUGGAGUCUCUGGCCUCAGCCCAGUCUGUCUCCAAUGCUCUGCCCUUGGGCUACCAGCACCCUCCUUUCUCUCCCACCGGUGCAGAGAGCAUAGCCUCAGACGCCAUCUCUGUGUACAGUCUGAGCUCCAUCGCCUCCUCAAUGAGCUUCGUCUCCAAGCCUGAGGGUGGGUCAGAGGGCGGAGGUCCUCGAGGAAGGCAGGACUAUGACCGGUCCAAGAACGCCUUCCCACAGCGAUCCACCCUGCCUCGGAGCCAGCUGUCCCCCCCGACCCGCCCUGCAGACAGCAAAGACGAAGAAGAAUAUGAAGGGUUUUCCAUCAUCAGCACUGAGCCUUUGGCGGCCUACCAAGAAAACAGAAAGACUCGCUUCUCACCAGAUCACAAACAGUCCCGAGUUGGGGCAGCUGGCGGUGUGAAAGUUUCGGUAAGCUCCAAGGGGAGCAUAAGCACUCCAAACUCUCCAGUUAAAAUGACUCUGAUUCCCAGCCCAAACUCACCCUUCCAGAAGGUUGGAAAACUAGCAAGUUCAGAUACGGGAGAAUCAGACCAGUCUAGCACAGAAACAGAUAGUACCGUGAAAUCCCAAGAAGAAAGCAACCCAAAGCUUGAUCCACAAGAGUUGGCCCAGAAGAUUCUAGAGGAGACACAAAGCCAUCUCAUUGCGGUGGAACGUCUUCAGAGGGGCGGUGGUCAAGGUAAGGGCACUAAUCCUGAAGAUGGCAUUUCCGUGCCCAACAGCGCUGCUGUCUUCAGAGCGUCAGAAACAAGUGCGUUCAGCAGGCCUGCCCUCUCCCACCAGAAGAGCCAGCCGUCACCAGUUACUAUCAAACCAAAGCCCCCAGCCAGAAGCUCUUCCCUACCCAAGGUGAGUUCAGGAUACAGCAGCCCCACCACCUCAGAGGCGUCCAUCAAAGACAGCCCGAGCCAGCACAGUGGCCGGCCGUCGCCCGGCUCCGACUCCCAGACUUCCCUGACCGACCAGCCUCUCUUUAAGCUGAAGUAUCCCAGCUCUCCUUACAGUGCUCACAUUUCCAAAUCACCAAGGAACAUGUCCCCGAGCUCAGGCCACCAGUCUCCUGCUGGAAGUGCACCGUCCCCAGCUCUCUCCUAUUCCUCAGCUGGCUCCGCUCGCUCGAGUCCAGCCGACGCUCCUGACAUAGACAAGCUGAAGAUGGCAGCCAUCGACGAGAAGGUGCAGGCUGUACACAACCUGAAGAUGUUCUGGCAGAGCACACCCCAGCAUUCCACGGGACCAGUGAAAAUAUUCCGGGGGACCCCUGGAACGAUGACUUCCAAGAGAGAUGUCCUCAGUCUAUUAAACUUGUCACCUCGGCACAAUAAGAAGGAGGAAGGAGCAGACAAGCUAGAACUUAAGGAGCUGUCUUUGCAGCAAUGUGGAGAAACGCCCCCAAAAGCCCCUCCCAACGGACACUGGCAUACGGAGACCACCUCACUGAGCACACUGCCGCUGCCCGCCGGCCCUCCUGCCGCGGUGCCCACGCGCCCUUUGAGACUUCCUUCUGGAAACGGCUACAAGUUUCUGUCCCCAGGAAGAUUUUUUCCUUCCUCUAAAUGCUAAAACAUCUUUUAUACCCACCAACACCGACUUGGAGCACAGCGGCCCACAGCCCAGCUCUCCGCACUCACUUGGCCUGCUCCCGAGUGCGGCCACCCCAGCAUGGGUGUGCUCUAGCGGCGUGGGCGCCACCACUCCCAGACGCCACACACACACACACACACACUGGUAGCCCCUCUGGGACUCUGGGCCAGAUUCACCAAAAGCCAGGACUUCUGUGGAGCUGGUACAGGAGGCUCAUGGAAUUUUCUACAUGUCACCAAAUGUUUACCUUGGAACUCCCUGCUUCUCAUCUUUGAUGUGAUUCUUCAACAGGAUUUUUGUACAAAAAUGGUCAUGGUUCUGGGGUGGGGAGAGAAAGGGAGCACAUAUUUUGCUAAGAGGUAUAUAUGCAGUACCUUUUAUACAAAGAAAUACAAACAGAGCUUUUUUAAGGCUUUCAGGUGCUGGUUGGGGGUAGGGUAUAUAAAAUCUCUCUAAGUUGAGUUCUACAUGAAAGUGUUACAGUAGCCAAAAAACAGGAUACUGGUUUUAAAAAUGCCAAUGAUUUGUAAUUAAAUUGUAGCAGUUUUGGUCUCAUGAUAUUGUAACAUCAGAGUAACAAGGCAAUAAUUCACUUCCUGAACUCUGCUCUUUGAGGGCUACAAAUGUCCCUGGGGCCCCACUGUCAACCAAACUUGAAUUUUCUUAAAAAAAUUUAUGUAACUCUUAUCCAGGCAUUUUAGAACUAUGCAAUUGUGAUUUAAAAAUGCAACUUUGUGCUUUUAAAACAUUACUGACCUUUUUUGUACGUGGAUAAACAACUUGGUUUUAUUAUCAAUAGUACUUUGCAUUUAUAGCUAUUAUUUUUAAAAGCUCAAAAAGUUUUUUAAAAUAUCAAAAUUUGAAUAGUCAUCAAUAAGUAAUUAUCAAGUUUGGAGGGGGGAGUUUGAAAUUAUUGUUUCCUUAUAAGCAAAAAAAAAAAAAACAAAACCAAAAAACAAACAAAAAAACAAAAGAAAAAUUCCAUGGCUAACUAGAUUUAACCAGAAUCUAGCCUUCCAGCUCUUAUUCCCUUUAUUACCUGCUUAAUUUUAUUAUCUUUUCCCAACGCCAGGCUUCUAAAACCCCUUCUGUCUAAAUCUGUCACCAGGUUCCCACAAUCCCAGCACCUCACAUCUGUGAGCUGCAUCUAGACCCUCAUCUUAGUGUGACCAGCGCCCCUUGCUCCUGUGGUCCAAAGGACAAAUCCCCUCCCCCCCCACAGAAGACUUUAAUGUCCACAGCCUCAGAAGCAGGGGGCCUUCUGCUGGGGUAUACAUCUGAAUUAUUGCUGAACAGGGAAAGAGAUAUUCCUAAAAGUGUUGUCAUA